GAACAUCACUGCUUAAAAGCUGAAUCGCUUCUCUAGCUCUCAAUUUCAGCCUCGGUAAAAUAUGUCUGGAGGUCUGCUCUCAGUGGUCGGUCUGCUGUGUCUGCUGUCCGUUUGCUCGGCCUGUUACAUCUCUAACUGCCCCAUCGGAGGAAAACGAGCCGUACAGGAUUGGCCAUCUCGACAGUGCAUGUCAUGUGGUCCUGGCGAUCGUGGUCGGUGUUUUGGUCCCAGUAUCUGCUGUGGUGAAGGUAUCGGCUGCUUGGUUGGCUCUCCAGAAACACUCCGCUGUCUGGAGGAAGACUUUCUUCCUUCUCCUUGUGAAGCACCUGGAAAAGCUUGCGGUUAUGAGGGACGCUGCGCUGCUCCCCGGGUCUGCUGUGACUCAGAGGGCUGCAGUAUGGAUCAGUCGUGUGUGGAUGGAGACGCUGACGGUCCAGCCCCAGCUCCACCUGCCAGCAGCCAAGAUCUUCUGCUAAAGCUGCUACACCUGUCAAACCACGCCCACCCCUACAGACUCCACCAAUGAAACGCUCACA
This is a messenger RNA of Sinocyclocheilus anshuiensis, 536 nucleotides long. RefSeq names its product isotocin-neurophysin IT 1. The transcript is spliced from 4 exons. Gene Ontology annotation, cellular component: secretory granule; extracellular region. Lineage: Eukaryota; Metazoa; Chordata; Actinopteri; Cypriniformes; Cyprinidae. Bases 62 to 526 code for a protein of 154 amino acids. The record is from RefSeq and is a predicted model, not a curated record. Gene Ontology annotation, molecular function: neurohypophyseal hormone activity.